CCUAACGAAAAACAAGUUCAAAAUGGCGGACGAAGGAAGAGUUUUUACAUAACAUUUUCCCAAAAAGAUCGAAUUUUUAAACUUUAUUCUCAUACUUAGGGCCAAACGCCAUCCAUGAACUUAGCACCAUAAUUUCAAGUGACAGAAUGUUUACAUUAACAGCAAGGAGGGUUUCACAAGGACUUCAUAGGAAUAUUUAUUUUUCUGCACUUCGUUCUGGCGACUUCAAAUUUGCAUCGUCUUGUGUUUUGAACAGUGCAAAAAGAACACUAUUGUCGAACUGUCGACAGACAGAUAAACUCUGUGGCUCUAGCUUAAGUUGUUUAUGGCGCUCACCACCUUCUAACGUUUUUAUAGUGUGGGGUUGUCGGUCAAGUAGUUCUACAUCUACAUCUACAUCUUUCAGUGGAUCAGUAUUUAAUCGGAACAAGACAACUUUAGUCUACGUAGGAGCUGUGGUUCUUACAGUCCUUGGUUUUUCUUAUGCUGCGGUGCCUUUAUACAGAUUAUACUGCCAGGCUUCUGGUUUGGGCGGAACAAUAAAGCAAGCAGAAUCUGGUGAGAAGAUUGAGAAGAUGGAGAGGCAAGCAGACAGAAUAUUGAGAAUCCAGUUUAAUGCUGAUACCAGUAAAUCUAUGAGAUGGCACUUUAAACCACAGCAAUCCCAUGUCAAGGUUGCUCCAGGUGAGACAGCCCUUGCAUUUUAUACAGCAACAAAUCCAACAGACUCUCCAAUAACGGGGAUAUCUACCUAUAAUGUGGUUCCAUUUGAAGCUGGACAGUACUUCAAUAAGAUACAGUGUUUUUGUUUUGAAGAACAAAGGCUCAACCCUCAUGAACAAGUUGACAUGCCAGUCUUCUUCUACAUUGACCCAGAGUUCACAGAAGACCCAGCAAUGGCAAAGGUUGAUACUAUCAUUCUGUCAUACACAUUCUUUGAAUCAAAAGAAGCUGAAAAAAUGGGUUUAUGAUGAGAAUUGCUUGGGAUAUUUGUAAAAAGUCUUGGUUGUUGAGGAUUUGUAAAAUAAUAAAGAAAUUCAAUAGACAUCUCCUGAGUUCAAAUGACUGACAGAGCUUUCAAUAAUAAUUGUAGUAAGCAGUUAGUCCUAAGAAGUAGGGGGCUGAAGCCACUGGUGUUUGUAUAUAACUUUAUUUGGCAAUGAAUUAAUUUUUUGUCAAAAUAGCCUGCAGCCGGUGAAGUAUCUGGUGAUGAACCGCCAGUAGCCACCUUUUAUUGAAAGCUCUGACUGACCACCAAACAAUGGCUUCCGGUCGAGGUUGGAGUUUUAAGUCCAACCCCCAACUUGGAGCCAUUGUCUCAUCCUCAGUCAAGUAAAUUCUGGGAAGCUCUAUAGCCCACUUCCGAGAUAUGCUUUGCUUGCCAAUCACAAAAGUUUCGAUGUGAUUCUUUGUGCAUAUUACUCAGUGAUUUGUGAGUAAAGAAUUAAUGUAAAUUAGCACAGAGCCUUGUACUGAAAGUGUGACAAGCGAAGCAUUACCUUGGAAGUGGGCUAUUGUGUCGGCAUUUUCAGAGAUUAUAUUUGGUAACAUGUACAUGCUGUGUCGCAUGUAAACGUUUUUAUUGCUUGUACAGCAUGCUCAUGAGAAAACCAUGUUGUGAAACAUACACUGCUGUAACAAAUCUGCAAAUAAACCUUUUAAAAACAAAAA
Molecule: messenger RNA, 1671 nt
Organism: Actinia tenebrosa (Australian red waratah sea anemone)
Lineage: Eukaryota; Metazoa; Cnidaria; Anthozoa; Actiniaria; Actiniidae
Product: cytochrome c oxidase assembly protein ctaG
Cellular component (GO): mitochondrial inner membrane
Molecular function (GO): copper ion binding
Source: RefSeq, a predicted model, not a curated record